AUAUCCUCUUAGCAAGGUACCAACUGAUCUUUCUGAAAUUGAUGAUCUUAUUUCCGUUGUCUACGAUGUGCUUAUUGCAAAGCUCCGAAUUACUCAAUCUUUGGAAUAUUCAAAUAACCCAACUGAUAAAACUUCGAUUAACAGCAAUGAAGCUUUAAAGAAACGCUUAAAGAAAAAGGUUAUAAACCGACGACAAGAAAAUGAUGAUUAUGAAUUUCCGAGUUCACAGAAGACUCCCAAAAAAAGAAAG
Molecule: messenger RNA, 250 nt
Organism: Funneliformis geosporum
Lineage: Eukaryota; Fungi; Glomeromycota; Glomeromycetes; Glomerales; Glomeraceae
Source: the annotation of a GenBank genome assembly